UCCUCCUUCAUUUUCCAGGUCCUCAUUGAUCUACCCUCGCAUGCUAGGCUACGCAGCUACCCUGGUGAUGCAUAUGAUCACAGCUGUUCACAUUACCACCACAUUCACCAGAGAAGCGGUGAACGAUGCAGCUGUGAAGGAGUUCCAUGAUAACCAGCACAAGUUUAUGACUGUUUGGAAUGUUUACAUGCAAAUGUUAUACGCAGCACUGGGUCUAUCAUGCGACGUGCUGGCUCUCUCCAAUGAAGGGAAGAUCAGCUCUCUUCAGCAGACCUUACAGAAAAUACGAGACCCUAUGUUCUCCAGUGUCGUAUGGCCGUACGCUUUUACAACUUCCUUCGUCUUCUGGUCAGCCUACUCCUACGAUAGAAGCCUGAUCCUUCCACCUUCAGUAGACCAGACCUUAACAUGGGGAGCCAAUCAUGUAAUCCAUACGGCCAUCAUGCCAGUAGUCCUGUGGGAGCUGGUCUUUCGACCUCAGAAGACUCCGGAAACCCAUGUGGCUAAUCUGAUGAUGAUGAAUGGGUAUGCAGCUGGUUAUUUGGUCGUUAUCGUGUCCUCCUACAUGAACACAGGAACCUGGGUGUACCCUAUUCUGAACAUUCUAUACGGCACUAUAUACUUUUAUAUAUUUCUAGUAGUUUCUGUACUUUUAACACAAAUAUUCUAUAGUUUGCAGUGGUAUAUCACUAGUAUUGUUUGGAAGAACUUUGAAGAAAUUAAAAAAGUUAAUUAAUUUUGUAUUUUUAGUUUCA
This is a messenger RNA of Helicoverpa armigera (cotton bollworm), 755 nucleotides long. Its product is annotated as androgen-dependent TFPI-regulating protein-like. The coding region runs from base 41 to 736 and encodes 231 amino acids. The transcript has 4 exons. Lineage: Eukaryota; Metazoa; Arthropoda; Insecta; Lepidoptera; Noctuidae. Gene Ontology annotation, cellular component: membrane; endomembrane system. The record is from RefSeq and is a predicted model, not a curated record.